GGACUCACCAGCAGCUCUCACCUGGGCAACCAUCUGGGACGAUGCAGCUGAUCCUGCUCCUGUUGGCCUUUCCUGUGUGCCUUUGGGCCGAGGCAGGGAAAAUCAUCGGGGGUCAUGAGACCACGCCUCAUUCUCGUCCCUACAUGGCAUUUCUUCGGUUCCAGGCUCUGGAGAAAAUGGGACAGUGUGGGGGCUUUCUUGUGCGUGAGGACUUUGUGCUGACAGCAGCUCACUGCUGGGGAAGCUCAAUAAAUGUCAUCCUGGGGGCCCACAACAUCAAGGAGCAGGAGAAGACCCAGCAAAUCAUCGCUGUGAGAAGAGCCAUCCCCCACCCAGCCUAUAACUCCAAGAACUUCUCCAGCGACAUCAUGUUACUGCAGCUGAAGAAGAAGGCCAAGCUGACUGCCGCGGUGGGCAUCCUCAGGCUGACCAGGAGGAGAGCGCGGGCGACACCGGGGAUGGUAUGCAGUGUGGCCGGCUGGGGGAACGUCAGCAUGGACAAGUCCACAGUGAGGCUGCAUGAGGUAGACCUUGAAGUCCAAAGCGACCAACAAUGCAUGUCUCGCUACAAGCAUUACAACCACGCCACCCAGAUAUGUGUGGGGGACCCAAAAAAGAGGAAGACUUCUUUCGUGGGGGACUCUGGGGGCCCCUUGGUGUGUAACAACGUGGCCCAGGGCAUUGUCUCCUUUGGAAAAAAAAAUGGAAAACCUCCAUGUGUCUACACCAGGAUCUCAAGCUUUCUGUGCUGGAUAAAAAGAACAAUGAGACACUUUAAACUUCAGGGACCAGACUGA
Galeopterus variegatus (Sunda flying lemur) is the source of this 797-nucleotide messenger RNA. Its product is annotated as mast cell protease 3-like. Gene Ontology annotation, biological process: proteolysis. Gene Ontology annotation, molecular function: serine-type endopeptidase activity. Gene Ontology annotation, cellular component: intracellular membrane-bounded organelle; cytoplasm. The record is from RefSeq and is a predicted model, not a curated record. The transcript is spliced from 5 exons. Lineage: Eukaryota; Metazoa; Chordata; Mammalia; Dermoptera; Cynocephalidae. Bases 42 to 797 code for a protein of 251 amino acids.